Apaloderma vittatum (bar-tailed trogon) is the source of this 658-nucleotide messenger RNA. RefSeq names its product THAP domain-containing protein 1-like. The annotation marks the transcript as partial. The record is from RefSeq and is a predicted model, not a curated record. The transcript is spliced from 2 exons. NCBI's taxonomy places the organism in Eukaryota, Metazoa, Chordata, Aves, Trogoniformes, Trogonidae. Gene Ontology annotation, molecular function: sequence-specific DNA binding.
GUUUCCCCUUACAAGACCCGAUCUUUGCAAGAAAUGGGAAGCUGCUGUUAAAAGGAAAAACUUCAAGCCAACCAAGUAUAGCAGCAUUUGUUCAGAACACUUUACUCCCGAUUGCUUUAAAAGGGAAUGCAACAACAAGCUUCUGAAAGAAAAUGCCGUUCCCACAAUAUUUUGUUAUACUGAACCCAGUGAAAAGACUGAAGAAUUUGCAGAACAGCCGGAAGAUCCACUACCACCUCCUCCACCACCGCCACCACCACCUCCACCACCACCACCACCAGCAGCUCCAGUACUGCUGCCGUCUCCAGCAGCUCCUUCUUUUCAUUUGUCUCAAAUAGAUGCCAGAUUUGUAGAUCCAAGUAUUGGAUUAUUGAUGCCUCCUCUCCAGACCCCUAGCAAUCUGGCUGUUUUUUGUGAUCACAACUAUACUGUAGAGGAUACAGUUCAUCAACGGAAAAGAAUUCAGCAGCUAGAGGAACAAGUGGAAAAACUGAGGAAGAAGCUCAAGACAGCACAACAGCGAUGCCGGCGUCAGGAAAGACAAAUUGAAAAACUGAGAGAGAUCGUUCAGUUUCAGAAAGAAAAAGACAUAUUAGCAGGAAAAGGCUAUGUGAUUCUGCCGAAUGACUAUUUUGAAGUUGUAGAAGUACCUGCGUAG